AAAAAAAAAAAAAAAAAAAAAAGAAAAAAGCACAAAAAAGUGGGAGCCGCAAAUAGUAUCCACGUGUAAGAAAUAUUAUGGCAAGCAUACAUGUCCAUCUAACACGCGCGAGUAUAACUAAAUAAACACUCACACCCCACCAAUUUUCUUCAUAAAGAGCAAACUUAAAAAUAUUAAAUUAAUUAUUAUUAAAAUAAAAAAUCUUAUCCGAUAAAAAAAAAAAAAACGAAGGGAGUAGAAAAAAAACAAAGGAUUGCCACGUGUUAGAGACGAACUUUGAACGUGAGCCACAAGAAUCCACAAAGUUCUGGAGAAUUCUACCAAAAUCUACCCUUAACAAUUUUCAUAAUACCCAUUUUAUCCUCCUAAAAAAUCCUCCCACAUAAACCCCCCUUUCUUCCUCAUUUUUUCUUCCCUCUCUUAAACAAUUAACUACCUUCUCUCUACUUUCUCUCUCUUACGUGGCAAUCUCUCUCAAAUAUUUAGCUGCUGUUUCUCUUAUUAAUCUCUUACUACUAAUAUGUUAUUAUUCUGUUGAAUUUAGCUGAAUAUUUCAAGUUUUUGGAAAAAGUUGAGAUCGAAUUGAAGAAGAUUAAAUUUGAUUGGUUUUUGAUUCGAUGCUUUCGUCUUCUUCUAAUAUGGCUGCUCAAGAGGAGACUAGUGCUGCUCAAUCUAAUUCUGGCAAUAAGAAUUCGCCGGCUGCCGGAGUGCAGUCAGCAGUGGGAGAAGGCCAAGUUCCUAAGAUUCGAAAGCCGUAUACUAUAACAAAGCAAAGGGAAAGAUGGACGGAAGAAGAGCAUAAUAGAUUUCUUGAAGCUCUAAAACUAUAUGGCCGAGCAUGGCGAAAGAUUGAGGAGCACGUUGGGUCUAAGUCGGCUGUCCAAAUCCGCAGUCAUGCACAGAAAUUCUUUUCAAAGGUUGUUAGGGAAACAAGUAACAGCAAUGCAAGCUCAAUUGAACCAAUUGAGAUACCACCACCCCGUCCUAAGAGAAAACCGUCACACCCAUACCCUCGCAAACUUGUGCUUCCAUCCAGAAAAGACAUGCCUAUGGAACAGGGAGCAAGAUCUGUGUCUCCAAACUCCUCACUCUCUGAGCAAGAUAAUCAGUCCCCUACUUCAGUUUUGUCUGCUGUCGCCUCAGAUAUGUUAGCAUCUGCAGAUUCAGCUGCAACCAAAAGCAACAGCCCAUCCCCGGUAUCUUCAGGCAAUUUUGGCAAUGAAGUUGCAAGGUUGCGGUCUGAAGAUAGCGCAUCUCAAGGGGAAGUGCACGAGUCCAAACCAGGAUCAGUUGCUCCAGCUUCAGUGAAAUUGGAGCUUUUUUCAGAUAAGGAGUCAUCUGACAAGGAAGAAUCAGGUUCUACGAAGGUCCUUAAAUUAUUCGGAAAAGAUGUAGUAGUCUCAGGAAACUCUGAAUCAUUUACUUGCUUGAGCAAGUCACCCUCAUCAGAUAUGGGGGAAGGAGUCGUCCAGGCAUAUCAAGAAGAUUGUAAGCCUGAUAGUUCUAUGAGAACCAUUGGAGAAGCACAGGACCAUGUGAAAUUUAAUUCUGAGAAUAGUAAUGCAUACCAGGUAGAGAAACCGAUUCCUCUUCCAUGGUGGGUUUUCUUCAAAGGGAUGUCGGUACCUCCCUUUGUGGAUCCCCAAGAGAAGGAAAAUCAGCGAGAUGGAUCUUCUGCAGAUUCAAAUAGUGGUUCAGUGAAUGAAGGAGAGAAUCCAGACAAGAAUUGGGAAAUGGAGACGGAGUCUGGCCAAUGCGGUUCACAGUCUGACAAAGAAAGCAAGUUUAUAGAGGAUUCAUGUACUCCGAAAGAACUUGCUUUGAUUGAGAAGAGAUGUGUUGACAAGGGUAGAAAGGGCUUUGUUCCGUAUAAAAGAUGUCUCUCAGAGAGAGACAUGCAAUCAUCGACAAUACCUAAUGAAGAAAGAGAAAGUCAAAGAAUCCGACUUUGCUUGUAGUAAUAUAUCCUAGUGAGGUUUCCUUAUUUAGAUAGCACAUCAUUUAUAACUAUCCAGACUGAAAUAUCCAGUUCAGUAUUCACAAGGAAUCAGUACAGUCAUACAAGUAGCAAUUUUGGUCGCGGAUAUGACUAUUUGACUAUAUGUCUAUUAGUCUAUAUAUGAAGUCUGAUCGUAUAACCGCCCUCCAAGGUGAGAGGCAAUAUAUGGUGGAUGGGAGUUGAUGGCGCAGCAAAUUAAGGCUCCUCAGAAAGUGAAAUUGAGGGGGUUUUCUGCAUCUCAGUCCUUUAUAAAAAAAAUUUCAAACUUGCUGGAUCUUUGACCUUUGUACUGUUUCUUCUAGCUUUCAGGUUUCCCUCAGUUUCUGAUUUCUAAUUUUUUUUUCUUUGGGAGAUUUGGUUUCUAGGUCUUGUAUACUAUGGUCUCAGUUCAUUUUUUUUCUCUUUCCUUCCCCUUGUUUGGGGUUUAUAAUUUGUGAAUUAUUAUGAUUAGAUGUUCAGAUUUUUUUGUAUGGAAUUAUGAAUGUUACACAGAUGGUGGACGUAUUUGUUGUAUUGGGCCGUGCCUCAUUUUGGCACGAGUUUUUGUUCAGUGCAAGAGAAUCACAAAAAAGAGUAAAUUAAUGAGUUA
Messenger RNA from Chenopodium quinoa (quinoa), 2588 nucleotides. Its product is annotated as protein REVEILLE 7-like. The coding region runs from base 618 to 1958 and encodes 446 amino acids. Lineage: Eukaryota; Viridiplantae; Streptophyta; Magnoliopsida; Caryophyllales; Amaranthaceae. The record is from RefSeq and is a predicted model, not a curated record. The transcript has 6 exons. Gene Ontology annotation, molecular function: DNA binding.